AUGCUAUCCAGCCUUCUGAGUUGUGGUGUCCUUGCAAGCGCUAUUUUCGCGAGUUGUGCCGCCACCGUGACGACUGUCAGUGUUGAUGGCACAGCUGCCCACAGCAUUCCGCCUCUGCUUUUUGGACAGAUGUUCGAGGCAAGUCAAUACGGUGAUGGUGGUAUCUAUGCCGAGUUGCUUCAAAACCGCGCCUUCCAGCAGGUGAAACCAAAUAUAAUUGAUGCUCUCUUCGGCUGGGCUCCAAUCAACGGCGCAUCCAUCAAUGUUAUUGCUGACCCCAUCCCGCUCUCCGGUGCCCUGCCCAACUCCCUUGAGCUCACCAUCCCAUCUGGCUCCUUAGGUCAAGUAGGAUUCGGCAAUGAGGGCUAUUGGGGCAUAAACGUCAACGCCUCUUGGACUUACAACGCCUCUUUCUACUACAGAUUUCCUAGGGCAUCCAACUUUUCAGGAAAACUCACUGUCAUGCUCCAGUCUUCUAUUGGUGUAGUCUAUGCAAAUGCCUCCGUCCCUGUCUCCGGCUCUACCACAGCCUGGAUGCAGGUCAUGGUGCAUCUCACUCCUACCUCGAGCCCUGUGUCAACUACCAAUAUCUUCACGGUCACAGUCGAUGGUGCCAGCGCAAUUGGAGAGACGAUCAACUUCGCAAUGUUCUCUCUCUUCCCUCCGACAUUCAAGGGCAGGGUCAAUGGCCUGCGCAUGGACAUUGCACAGGCAUGUUUUCAUCUAGACAGCACGCAGACAUUGUAUGACAUGAAACCUUCUUUUUUCCGUUUUCCUGGUGGUAAUAACUUAGGCCAAAGCUUUUCUACACGCUGGCAAUGGAAUGCGACGGUAGGCAACCUCACUGACCGUCCAGGACGCAUGGGUAACUGGGGAUACAUCAACACCGACGGUCUCGGUCUUCUCGAGUACUUGUAUCUCUGCGAAGAUAUGGAAAUGGAGCCCAUUAUGGCUGUAUGGGCAGGGUACUCACUCGACGGGGCCAGCCUCCCUGAGAACGAUCUUGCGCCAUACAUCCAACAGGCAAUCGACCAGAUUAAUUUUGUCAUCGGUAAUCCAGCCACGAGUAAACCAGCUGCCCUGCGUGCAUCUCUUGGCCACCCAGAACCAUUCCAUCUGCAGUAUGUGGAAAUUGGAAAUGAAGACUUCCUUGCAUCAGAAUCGUAUAUGUACCGCUGGAAAGAUUUCGCGGAACACUUGGAGGCUACAUUCCCUCAUCUGAAGUUCAUCGCGACCUCGCACCCCUUCAAUCACACCCUUGAUCCAAUCCCAAAGCAGUACGAUAACCACGUGUACCAGACACCUGGCUGGUUCGCAGAAAACGCGUUCUACUACGAUUCUGCUGAGCGCAAUGGCACUUACUACUUUGAGGGUGAAUAUGCUGUUGUAUCAACUAACGCCAGCGAUCUCUUUGGAAAACCCUUCAACGGUCGCCUCGUAUACCCUAAUAUGCAAGGUUCUGUAGGGGAGGCCGCAUUCAUGACCGGUCUCGAGCGUAACAGUGACAUUGUAUUCGCUGCGUCGUAUGCUCCCUUGUUAAUGAACACUGCUAACUAUCAGUGGUCACCCAACCUUAUUGCGUUUGACGCGUCACACGUGUAUCCAUCAACCAGCUUUUAUACACAACAGCUCUUCAGUCUCAACCGUGGGACCGAAUAUUUCCCAAGCACCUUGCCUCUUGAAAAUGGCACACUCUACUGGAGUGUCACGCGUGAUGCACCCACCAACACGGUUAUCAUCAAGAUUGCCAACACGGGCGUGACAGCUGAAGAAAUGUUAUUCGAGCUUCCCUUCAAAAGUGUUCACAGCACUGGCAAUGCGACAGUGCUCUCAGGCUCUGCCACUGCAAACAACUCGCCCGAGACUCCCAACGCUGUCAUGCCGGUCAUUUCACAAAUUAAAACUGGCAAGAGUUUCUCAUACACUGCCGCAGCGUACAGUGUCAACGUGCUGCGGGUAGAGGCGAAGUAG
Suillus discolor is the source of this 1971-nucleotide messenger RNA. RefSeq names its product glycoside hydrolase family 51 protein. The coding region runs from base 1 to 1971 and encodes 656 amino acids. Gene Ontology annotation, molecular function: alpha-L-arabinofuranosidase activity. The transcript is spliced from 18 exons. NCBI's taxonomy places the organism in Eukaryota, Fungi, Basidiomycota, Agaricomycetes, Boletales, Suillaceae. The record is from RefSeq and is a predicted model, not a curated record. Gene Ontology annotation, biological process: L-arabinose metabolic process.